Molecule: messenger RNA, 1547 nt
Organism: Gloeophyllum trabeum ATCC 11539
Lineage: Eukaryota; Fungi; Basidiomycota; Agaricomycetes; Gloeophyllales; Gloeophyllaceae
Product: phytase
Exons: 7
Molecular function (GO): acid phosphatase activity
Source: RefSeq, a predicted model, not a curated record
GAUGGCCAAGCGGAAGGGUGCUCUAUUUCCCCCGUAUCAUGGGAACGAGAAUCAUCCAAGAGUACGAAAGCCUGAGGCGGGAACGACGAGAUCGACCCUCGCUUUGAUCAUGGGCUUUCUGGCAUGUGUGGCCGUGGUGCAGCUGUUGCUCUCCGGGAAGGCUUGGAGUUAUUCUGCAGAGGGCACUAGCUUAGUGCUGGCUUUGCCCGAGUUGCCGGAUAACUUUCGGGAUUGGGCCCAGUACUCGCCAUGGUAUGCUGUUGAGGAGUAUGUAACUCCGCCACAGGGAUGCAGUGUAACGCAGGUCAAUAUUAUCCAGCGGCACGGAGCGAGGUAUCCUACCUCAGGUGCGGCUCAACGCCUUACCUCUGCGCUGGCCAAGCUGCAGUCCGUACAAACAUACACGGAUCCCAGCUUACGCUUCCUCAAAAUGUUCAAGUACGACCUGGGCACGGACGACCUCGUUGGUCUUGGUGCCACCCAAUCCUUUGAAGCUGGUCAAGCCGUGUACCAGCGAUAUGCUGGCCUUGUAAAUGAGAGCAGUAUACCGUUCGUGCGCGCGUCCGGCUCGACACGAGUGGUGGAUUCAGCUUCCAAUUGGACAGCAGGAUUUGCACACGCUAACGGAGGUCUAUACGCCCCAAAAGUAUCUGUCAUCAUCGAUGAAUCCCUGAACGACACCCUCGACGAUGCCAUGUGCCCUAAGGCUGGUAGCAAUGACGCUCAAACAGACGCGUGGCUGUCGGUCUUCGCGCCCAAUAUCACGGCGCGAUUGAACGCUGGUGCACCAGGGGCGAAUCUCACUGACGUCGACACGUACAACAUCAUGACGUUGUGCCCCUUUGAGUCCGUCGCAAAGGAGAACACGAGCGCGUUCUGUAGGCUCUUCACUGAUGAGGAGUUUGCGGGGUUUGAAUACAUGGGGGACUUGGAUAAAUACUACGGUACUGGGUACGGGCAGCCACUCGGUCCCGUUCAAGGUGUCGGCUACAUCAACGAGCUCCUCGCACGGCUCACGGGACAGCCAGUACAGGAUCACACGCAGACCAACUCAACGCUCGACUCGUCGCGCGCGACGUUCCCGCUGGACCGCACGAUCUACGCGGACUUCUCGCACGACAACGAGAUGGUGGCGAUCUUUGCCGCCAUGGGACUGUUCAAGCAGUCCGCGCCGCUGGACCCGCGGCAGCCGGAUCCGGAUCGGACGUGGCUCACGACGCAUAUUGUGCCGUUCUCGGCGCGGAUGGCGGUGGAGAGGCUGGCGUGUGUCGGACAGGAGCAUGUCAGGAUUUUGGUGAACGAUGCGGUGCAGCCGCUCGAGUUUUGUGGAGAUGGGACGGGGUUGUGCGAGCUUGGGCGGUUUGUAGAGAGUCAGGCGUACGCGAGGAGUGAUGGGGAGGGGGAUUUUGAGAAGUGUUUUAACUAACAGGAUCACUUUGGAUUGUCCUCUGUAUCUUUGACCUGCUUAAUAGUACGGCACAUACACGUGUUACUCUUGUGUCUUGCAUAGUGCACUGAGGACUGGCACUUCCUGAAGUGGUUCUGGC